AUGGCUCACGCUGAGAAUGACAACACAUAUGCCGAGCCCAAGAAUGCGGAUUCAGAGGCCAAUGACCACCAGGAGCACGAUGCAGAUGCUGUCGCGGCGCUCGUCUGGAAGCAGGACCUGCGAAUCGUUCCCUUGUCCGCGUUUAUUUACCUGCUCUGCUAUUUGGAUCGGUCGAAUAUAGGGAAUGCAAAGGUGCUCAAUGCAGACACUGGCAACGACCUCCUGGCCGAGACGAAGAUGUCCAACUACGAGUAUACUAUCGCACUGAUGGUCUUCCUGAUCGCAUACGCCCUGUUCGAAGUGCCGUCCAACUACCUCCUCAAGAAACUGCGCCCAAGCCGCUGGAUCGCAUUCCUGAUGCUCUCCUGGGGCGCAACAACAAUCGGCCUCGGCGGCGCCACAAACUACGCCCAAGUCACCGGCAUCCGCUUCCUGCUCGGCGUGACAGAAGCAGGUCUAUUCCCGGGCCUCGUAUACUACCUCACAUUCUGGUAUCGCACAUCUGAGCGGUCCCUGCGCGUCGCACUGAUUCUGGCGUCCGCUACGCUCGCCGGUGCGUUUGGGGGCGCGAUUGCGUAUGGCGUUGGGUAUCUGAAUGGUGAUCAUGGACACUCGGCGUGGCGGUGGUUGUUCUUCAUUGAGGGGGCGCCGUCUUGUGCGUCGGCGAUUCUGGUCUUCUUCUUGCUGCCUGAUUACCCUGAGUCGGCGAAAUGGCUGAAUGAAGAGGAGAAGGAAUUAGCCAGACAGCGCUUGUCGGUUGAGGGCUCGAAAGGCGACGCAAAGGCCAUGAGCUGGGAGGACGCGAAGCCGGUUUUGACGGAGUGGCGGUUGUAUAUUCAUUACAUUGUACGUGAUUACCCCUGGAGGAAGGUAUUGGACUAA
Molecule: messenger RNA, 882 nt
Organism: Aspergillus puulaauensis
Lineage: Eukaryota; Fungi; Ascomycota; Eurotiomycetes; Eurotiales; Aspergillaceae
Exons: 5
Coding region: 1-882 (293 amino acids)
Biological process (GO): transmembrane transport
Cellular component (GO): membrane
Molecular function (GO): transmembrane transporter activity
Source: RefSeq, a predicted model, not a curated record